GCAUCAGCUGUUCCCACCGUGGGUGAUCCAAUUGGAACGGAGUGGAACAAACUUUUCAUUUCAUUCGACCAAACGCAGUAAUGUCAAACCAGCGAAACGUCAAUGUGACAGUGCAGCAGUAGUUGCCCGAAGAUUCGGUGAGGUGUUGUGGUGUUGCGCUUUCAGCCAGAAAUUCUCAAAAUUAACUCCGCCGUUCGCUGGCUUGUGUCGGUCGGGAAAGAAUUUCUGAACGGUACGGCCAAGUUUUCGUGUUUUCGCGGCGCCCAUUGAAUCGUUUCGUUUAAGAAAGGAUCAUCGACGCAGCACCCGUUCUUAUUUGGUCCUUAUCGUCUGCAAUCUUUCGUUGGCAGCUGAAGCAAAAGCAAAACUAAGCAGGAUGUCAGCUAAAUCAGAUCCACAAAAACCACCACAGCCUCCCAAGCAAUUUGCGCUACUCCCAAAAAUUAUCAAUGGUGGAAUAGCAGGAAUUAUCGGCGUAUCAUGCGUAUUUCCAUUGGAUUUAGUUAAAACUCGUCUUCAAAACCAACAAAUCGGACCAAAUGGCGAGAAAAUGUAUAAAAACAUGUUAGACUGUUUUAAGAAAACAUAUCGGGCCGAAGGCUACUUCGGCAUGUAUCGCGGAUCUGCUGUUAACAUUUUACUAAUUACUCCUGAAAAGGCUAUCAAGUUGGCUGCAAAUGACUUCUUUCGGCAUCAUUUGACAACAUCAUCAGGAACUUUACCAAUAACCCGCCAAAUGGCAGCCGGUGGCUUAGCUGGUCUAUGCCAAAUUAUCAUAACAACACCAAUGGAAUUGCUGAAGAUUCAAAUGCAAGAUGCUGGACGUGUAGCAGCACAAGCACGUGAAGCUGGAAAGACUGUACCCAAAACCUCAGCCACACAACUAACAAUUCAAUUACUGAAAGAAAAAGGAAUACUCGGUCUAUACAAAGGGAUUGGAGCUACUAUGUUAAGAGAUGUAUCGUUUUCAAUAGUUUAUUUCCCCUUGUUUGCUACGUUGAAUGAUUUGGGCCCAAGAAAAAGUGAUGGGUCGGGUGAAGCAGUAUUUUGGUGCUCUUUCUUAUCAGGCUGCGCAGCUGGUUCUUUUGCAGCCUUGGCUGUGAAUCCAUUUGAUGUAGUUAAAACACGACUUCAAGCAUUAAAGAAAGCCGAAGGUGAAAAGGAAUUCAAGGGAAUCGUAGAUUGUUGUGUGAAAACACUCCGAUACGAAGGGCCAACAGCAUUCUUCAAGGGUGGCUUGUGCCGUAUGAUUGUCAUUGCGCCAUUGUUCGGAAUAGCGCAAAUGGUCUAUUACCUAGGCGUCGCGGAGGCGCUUCUAGGCAUUAAACGUGAUUAAAAAGUCAAUUUGAAAUUAACUAUUUUGAUAGGAGGCGCCACUCAAAAAGUACUUUUCAGUUAUUGGAAGGAGAUUUUUAAAAUAAAUUAUUGUAAUGUAAACGCAUGACUAUUCGACACUUAGAAUUAAUGAGCUCAGUUCGAGAUUGUUUAUAAAUCAAUCACAAAUCUAUCAAAAAUUUAAUGAAAUAGUGAUGAUACCGUGACAAUAAUGUAUCAAGUAUACAUACUGAAAUAAACACAAACUCCAGAAUAACAAAUGAGCUUCACUGGUGACCACAAAUGCUGCUUCCUAGAUGUUUUCUCUGGUCGAAUGUUAUUUGAGUGUUCGUAAAGUUUUGCAUUUUCCGUUAAGGCUACAUUAGUAGAACAUGAGAAGAUAUUAAAAUUAAAUGUCUGUAUUUGGAGAUGUAUAAUAUGUAAGUGUGUAAAAAAUGUUAAAAAGAACAAAUCCUGUCGAUAUACUAAUUGAAAAAAUAAAGAUGUCCGAGACAAAUUCAAGCCAUAGCAACUA
Hermetia illucens (black soldier fly) is the source of this 1849-nucleotide messenger RNA. RefSeq names its product mitochondrial glutamate carrier 1-like. The transcript is spliced from 6 exons. Gene Ontology annotation, biological process: aspartate transmembrane transport; L-glutamate transmembrane transport; malate-aspartate shuttle. Bases 377 to 1336 code for a protein of 319 amino acids. The record is from RefSeq and is a predicted model, not a curated record. NCBI's taxonomy places the organism in Eukaryota, Metazoa, Arthropoda, Insecta, Diptera, Stratiomyidae. Gene Ontology annotation, molecular function: L-glutamate transmembrane transporter activity; L-aspartate transmembrane transporter activity.